UGAACACAGGAAGCUAGCCACCGUUCUCUCUCAAGUCUCAAACACGAGCACGACUGCACGAGCAGAGCACCAAAUAAGGAGAAAAGGGAAAAGACUAGCGAUUUUCCUUCCAUCUUCCUCUCAUGGGAUCCCGUUUUUCAUGCUUCAUCGUCUUCUUCAAUCACUGAAUUGAAGCCCCACCCCUGAGCACGUGUCUGAGGAGUAGUGACGCUUAGAGCUAGCGCUAUCGCUAAACGCGUUGACAGAAGCAGCCAACCAGAUGAUCAACGCAAAAGGUCUCACCCCAGAAGAAUUUGUGGACCUUGAGUCUGUCAUUCGUACGUAUCACACGUUUCAGAGUUCCCCCAAUACGUGCACAUCCCUCAUAACACAAAGGAUCGAUGCUCCCCUCGGCAUGGUCUGGCCUCUGGUGCGAAGCUUCGACAGUCCUCAGAGGUACAAGCACUUCAUCAAGAGCUGCAAAAUGAAGGGCGAUGGAGGUGUUGGGAGUAUCAGAGAAGUCAGUGUUAUUUCUGGGCUUCCGGCUUCCACCAGCAUUGAGAGGUUAGAGAUUUUGGAUGAAGAGAAGCAUAUCUUGAGCUUCCGUGUUGUGGGAGGUGAGCACAGGCUCAACAACUAUCGCUCCGUCACUUCGGUUAACCAGUUUGUUUGCAAGGAAGGGAAGGCCUAUACGAUUGUGUUGGAGUCUUAUAUCGUCGACAUACCGGAGGGCAACACCGGCGACGAUACCAAGAUGUUCGUAGACACUGUUGUGAAGUUGAAUCUGCAGAAACUUGCCGCUAUUGCCAUGGCUUCUCUUCAGGGACGACGACAUGACGAUUCAUGCUGCUAGCCUGCUACUACAGUACUACUACUCAUCCUAGCUACUCCUCCUAUUCCUUCCUAUAUGAUCGAUCGGUGAUGCAUGACUACAACAAUAUGACGAGAACAUUGGAGUAUAGUUUGUGGGUGAUGAUGGGUCAUCAGUCAUGGCUUAGUUUAGUCCAAGUUUUUUUUUUUAUAAUAAUAUU
Molecule: messenger RNA, 1010 nt
Organism: Nelumbo nucifera (sacred lotus)
Lineage: Eukaryota; Viridiplantae; Streptophyta; Magnoliopsida; Proteales; Nelumbonaceae
Product: abscisic acid receptor PYL2-like
Biological process (GO): abscisic acid-activated signaling pathway
Cellular component (GO): cytoplasm; nucleus
Molecular function (GO): protein phosphatase inhibitor activity; signaling receptor activity; abscisic acid binding
Source: RefSeq, a predicted model, not a curated record